GUCAGAAGAGCUAAAAAUGAGUGCGCUGAUUGAUCGACUUACAGAUUUGGGACAGUGGCCUUCAGCAAUAUCCAUAAGCAGCUAUAUGAAGAUGCCUUCGAAAAAUGGAGUUCAUCGUGUAUUGGCUCAUUGGGCAUUGAAGAAGAUCGAGACGGCAAAGGCGGCAAAAGAAGUUGGGAAAAUACCCGAUUUUAAAGCCUUAUCAGAAAUGAUUGUCAGCAAAUUUACAAAUUAUCCUGAAGUUAGCUUUGCAGAUGUCGCAAUGAAAGCUGCAGGUGCCAAUUUAAGCGAGUUAGCUGAAUUUUUGCUGGACCGAGAAACAUGUCUUAACAGACAGGUCGAAAUGCUUAUGAAGUUGAAUAGAGUUGAUCGAGCUUUAGCAAAGGCUGCAAAAAGUCAACAGCCAGAUCUUUUACAUUAUGUUCUAACAUAUUUGAAAAGAACGCAGAAGAAGGAAGUCAUUGAUCACCUUGUAUUAAAAUUGCCACAAGCUCUUUGUCUGUACCAGGAUUACCUAAAGGAGGAAGCACCUCGUCAUCUUCUGGCGUUGUACAUGCAGAAAGACGACUUUACUCGUCAGUCGUUGUACUAUUUGAAGGAAUCUGAAGCUAUGCCAUGGAAUCCUUUCGACAAUAAAGAUAAAGUAGAAGGACUGCUGAAAGCAGAGAUGAGCUUGAAUAAGUUGAAAGAAUAUACAACAGCUCAGUUGGCUACCGAAACAGCCGAAUUAUUUAGUAUAUGCGAAACUUUGGAUGGAAAACCUGGUUUUAAUGAUGUUGAUAGAACGAGUAUUAGAUGUGUUUACAUGUGGGCUGUGGGACAUCGAGAAGAUAAUUUGGCGGAACUACUCAAAAAGAAAUUUAAAAUAACUGAGAAAGCAUCGUACAUAUGGAAGAUUGAAAGCUAUGCCCGUAAUAAAUUAUGGCAUCAUCUUGAAAGUUUAUUCAGAUCCAAAAAGAUUCUAACAAGUUACAUGCCAUUUAUUGAAGCUUGUGCACGUUAUGGCAAUGAGUCCUUGUGUAGAUCAUUCAUUGAGAAACUUACAAAUCCCAUGGAAGUAGUGGACAGCCUCCUCUUGUUGGAAAAACCAGUUGAAGCUGCAAACUAUGCUGCUGAGAAGAAAUUAUUUGCCGUGCUAGAAAAAAUUCACGCGCGAUAUCGGGGAAACAAAGAAGUUGCUCCGGUUGUUACACACAUUUUAAAUGCCGCAAGGAAGACCUGA
This is a messenger RNA of Cercopithifilaria johnstoni, 1222 nucleotides long. The record is from the annotation of a GenBank genome assembly. NCBI's taxonomy places the organism in Eukaryota, Metazoa, Nematoda, Chromadorea, Rhabditida, Onchocercidae.